CACACGAGGGAGCCGUUGGGUUAGGUGAGUUGAAGAGGCCACAACAAGCGAAGCACAGUAGCCUAGCUAAGCUAGUGAGGCUAAACAACCGAGCAGAAGUUCAGUUACAACAUGGCCAUCUCAAGGUUACCUCAUGCAGCGCUUACCCUGAAGCAGUUUUUACAGAGGCAGAAGGUUUUAGGUUUGUACAGAAACAUGAUGAAGACCAUAAGGCAGGUACCUGACGAGGAGGACCGAAAAUACCUGAAGGACUGGGCAAGGGACGAAUUCAAAAGGAACAAGAAUGCCACAAAUCAGGACGCGAUCCGUAUGAUGAUCACACAAGCAAACAAUCAUCUUGAGGACCUACAGAAAUCUCUUGCGUUGGCUGGUAGAAGCUAGCUAGGCUAAACAAGUGACAGGCAUUGGAUGCCUAAAGAACCUGCGGUGCUCAUCUGAGAGCAAGCUCUGCGACUCUUCAUUGAGCCGAGUAUGUGUUGGAUUAAUACCUCAUCGCCUGGCAAGAGAGGGACUUGGAACACAAAAUACUUUUUGCAAGGCCAACUCGUCCCUCCCCAAACCCUGACACCGACACUUUGUGGUGCGCAGUGUGACUGAGAAAUAUUAUGUUGUAAUAUAUGUGAUCAGAAGAGUGGUGAAAUCGUUAUGCUCUUACAGUUUACUAUCAAUUUAAAUUGCGACUAUUCUGCAAGACUAAGAGUUUAUUUCUGUGCACUUUACAUUUUCGCAUGUUAUGUUCUUGUUGAAUAUAUUUUGCAACUGGCAAACAAUGAAAUGUCAUUUCAACUCUUUUCUU
Osmerus eperlanus (European smelt) is the source of this 796-nucleotide messenger RNA. It is a transcript of the gene lyrm2, whose product is annotated as LYR motif containing 2. The record is from RefSeq and is a predicted model, not a curated record. The transcript has 3 exons. Lineage: Eukaryota; Metazoa; Chordata; Actinopteri; Osmeriformes; Osmeridae. Gene Ontology annotation, cellular component: mitochondrion. The coding region runs from base 112 to 381 and encodes 89 amino acids.